UUACAGGCCCUGUUAGAAGAAGUUGAUAUCGCCAUCCGCUUCAUGAUGAAAUCGUUCAUCGUACUGGUCGCAGUGAUCGCCGUCGUUCAUGGCAACUCUCUGAUUUGCCGCAACUACCGAUCAGGGGCCCUGGUUCCCAAUCCGGAGAACUGUGCCGAAUUUUUCAUGUGCCGUCCGGGUCGUGCCGUCCAGUUCACCUGCCCACAGAAUACGAAGUUCAAUGCGGCGAUCCAAGCCUGUGACCCUACCAACGUCGUCCGCUGCAAACCUGGCAGACUCCCGCUAGACAUUGAGUACACUCCCAUCCUAGCACUUCCCUCGGUCAUCGAGCACACCAAUACGGCCUGUAUCGGAAAGCAGAUUGCUACCCUGCUGGCCAAUCCACGUUCAUGCAGUAGCUUCUACCAGUGUUCACCGACCGGAGUGAUUGCCUUCGAUUGCCCAGUUGGAACCCUGUUCGAUGCCAACCGAAAGUACUGCGAACGCAAUGACAUCGCUUCUUGCCUGAACGCCCCAGUGGUGCCGCCGAACUUCCCGGAAAUUCCAGUCAUGCCUCAGCUUCCAGCUCUCCCGCCGAUAGUAGUUGAGGAUCACAUCCUGAAACGGUGCGAUGGACAACGACAAGGCACCCAGAUUCGGCAUCCAUUCAACUGUAACCAGUACGUUCAGUGCAGCACCGAGGGUCGCUCGAAGGUCUUCACCUGUCCGCAGGGAACGGCCUUCGACGAGGCUCGCGCCACGUGUGACUGGGAACGAAAUGUGAAGUGUUAGGUGCGGUUAAUUGAGAUGUGUG
Molecule: messenger RNA, 793 nt
Organism: Ochlerotatus camptorhynchus
Lineage: Eukaryota; Metazoa; Arthropoda; Insecta; Diptera; Culicidae
Product: peritrophin-1-like
Exons: 2
Coding region: 43-771 (242 amino acids)
Cellular component (GO): extracellular region
Molecular function (GO): chitin binding
Source: RefSeq, a predicted model, not a curated record